Messenger RNA from Oryza sativa Japonica Group (Japanese rice), 1339 nucleotides. NCBI's taxonomy places the organism in Eukaryota, Viridiplantae, Streptophyta, Magnoliopsida, Poales, Poaceae. The record is from RefSeq and is a predicted model, not a curated record.
CAAUCAUCUAAUUUACACUUAUACUUCUAUCAAAAUCCUAAGUUUUCUGAAUCUUACUAUUCUAAGGGCCUUUAGAUCUUUCCUCGCAAUCCUGGUCUCUCUCUCCAAUCAACUUCAAAUUCCUACUUCCCAGUAAAAACCCUAAAUCUUCCCCACCAGUUCCUCCGAAUUGAGCCGCCGUCGUAGCGAUGGCGAACCCCGUCGUCCCGUGCCCUUCCGCCGCCGCCUACGGCCCCGGCGGCUGCGAUGGCGUAGGCUGCUCCUCCAGCCACAACGUCUGGGCUCACCGUGUCCGCCACAACGGCGGCGUCUACCGCCUCUGCUCCUCCUGCGUUCUCCUCGGCCACCGCGACGCCUUCUGCUCCGUUUGCCUUGACGUCUUCCCGGGGGACGCGCCCUUCCAAGAUGAUUUCUAUAACCCCAUCGUCUCAUGCUCCUGCUGCGGCGUCGAGCCCGUCGCCGCCGCCCACCUCGCCUGCCUCACGGACCCUUCCUACUUCGUGUGCCCAGCGUGCGCCGCCGCCGCCGAGGGCAGGACCUUCACUUACGCCCCCUCGAGCGGUGCCCCGCACGCGCUGGCGGAGCGCGUGCUCCUCGUCGCGGCGCGGCUCGCGCACGAGUCCGUCGCCCGUGCCGCGGCGGCGGCGCGCGAGCAGGCGGAGCGCCUGAUCCGGGAGGCGGCCGCCGCCAGGAAGCGCGCGCGCGACAUGGUAGACGUGGCCUGCCGCGUCCUGGAGGCGGAAGCCAGGGACGCCAAAGAGCAGGCCGCGGCGCCCCCCUCACCCGUGCUGACCAAGAAGACGACCCCGAAGAACAGCGCAGCAAACAGGAGCAGCGACAAGCCUCUCAAGAUCAAUUCAAUACAGAAGCCGGCGCUGGCGUUCGCCGCAGCGGCAGCCGCGGCCGCCGCCGCGGCCAGCUCAACGCCAUUGUCGACGCCGUCGCCCGCGGGGGAAAGGAAGCCAAUGAAACAGGGAAGAGGUGAGUCAACAAGUAGUUAUUGGCUGCCGAUGAUGAACAGCAAUUGUGAUUUGAGACAACUAUUUUUUCUCUGUACAGUACUAAUUGCCGUGUAAUUCUCUCAGCUUCAGCAAACAGAGGAGCAAAAGAUGAUCAAAGGACACUGUUUGGUGCCUUUCAACCGUGAUGACUCCAUGUGUUUUUUGAUCUUUGAAGCUAAGUGACAUUGAAUGGUCUGGGCUAUUGGCCGUGCAGUGUAAAAAGAAUCCCAAGUUUAGAUCUAAUAACAGCUAGCAAUUGGUGUAUCUAUCUACUUGGUGUUCAUAUUAUUAAAAUUUAUUUCUAAUGAUUUUACUGCUGCGCAAAUGAAAUGCAAUUG